AUGGAAAGUAAGACCUUUGUUGGAAGCAGUACGAACUCGUUGCAGCGAGUUGCCAAGGCCAUCGAAGAAGCAUUGCUAUCCAUUAUUGAAAAGCUGAAUGUUAAACCUGACAGAACCCUCACAACUGGUGAAGCAGCAGUAUUAAGGUUUGUGCGCAGUGUGGAUGCUGGCACAAAGGGCAGAGGGGCAUCCGAUUGCCAAGUCCGAAAUGAUAACAAGGUGGCUGUGACUGCUUGGUAUGACAAAAAGUUGGUACUAAUGGCUUCCAAUGAGUUCUCUAUUGAUGACGAAGAUAUAUGCCAGCGGUGGUCUAAGGCUACCAAUACCCAUGUUGGUGUAAAGAGGCCCCGUGUGGUAAGGGAGUACAACAGUGCCAUGGGGGGUGUGGAUGUUCAUGACCAAAUAGUCAGCUAUUACAGAAGCCCCAAUCGCACUAAGAAGUGGACUGUUAGGGUGGUAUUGCAUGUACUUGAUGUUGUAACUGCCAACUGUUGGCUGGAAUACAGAAAGGAUAUGGAGUCAAACCCAAACAAUAUCUAG
Molecule: messenger RNA, 540 nt
Organism: Penaeus vannamei (Pacific white shrimp)
Lineage: Eukaryota; Metazoa; Arthropoda; Malacostraca; Decapoda; Penaeidae
Source: RefSeq, a predicted model, not a curated record